AUAAAUGAUUACGCUCAGACUCAAUGUAAUAUUAUCUACAGACUGAAAUACCAUAUAUCAACAACCGGCCAGUACAUAUAAUAUCUACAGCAACGUGUCCAAUACUUGGUUCAGUUUACUCUGACUCUAUUAUAUCGCCAUAUCAUGCAGAAUUUUAAGGUGUUGAAUGUGCAGUGCUUCGGCGUCGUGGCUGCGUUGAUGAUACUGUCAGUGGCGGCGGACGAACCGGUGGCGGAACCGUCGCUUUACUCGGCCGCGUACUUGCCGCCGAAACCAGUGGUCGUGGUCGGCGGCCCUGUGCAUUACAACAGCCCGUACGACGGCGCCGUGGCCAGCACGUCGACAAGCGUGUUCCGGACGCUCGGCCAUCCGGGGGGACAGGUGUCCGCCGUCCACAAAACCGUCGACACGCCGUACUCGUCCGCGCACAAGUCGGACGUGCGCUACACCAACGACGUGCAGCUGCCGUAUCACCAUCACCCGGCCGCGAUCCCAUACGGUUACGGCCCGGCAGCCGUCCCGUACGGCCACGGACCUGUCGCAGUCCCGUACGGCCACGGACCGGUCGCAGUCCCGUACGGUUACGGUCCGACCGCUGCCGUCCCGUACGGUAGUCAUCAUGGGCUGGUAGCUGCACCGUACGGCCACGGUGCCACCGUCGUGACUCCGCACUCUGUCUCGCACGCCAGUUUCUCCGGACCCUACGGAACCCACUACUCGUACAGACGGUGAUUUGGGCGAUUCGUAUUUGUUUAGUAAAUCGCGAACAAUUCGGCCGGGCUGUAAUAUUAUUACACAUGUAAUAUGUAUAUUAAAUUAUUAACUUAAUGUGACGAUAAUGGUUGUACCGACGUUCUUUAUUAUAAUUUAAGCAAUUUAUUUAUUGUAUAACAUUAUGUGACGAAAAAAUAUAUUUAAAAACAAUACACUACGAAAA
Messenger RNA from Rhopalosiphum padi (bird cherry-oat aphid), 937 nucleotides. Its product is annotated as cuticle protein 76-like. The coding region runs from base 145 to 732 and encodes 195 amino acids. NCBI's taxonomy places the organism in Eukaryota, Metazoa, Arthropoda, Insecta, Hemiptera, Aphididae. The record is from RefSeq and is a predicted model, not a curated record. The transcript is spliced from 2 exons.